Messenger RNA from Oncorhynchus gorbuscha (pink salmon), 8115 nucleotides. RefSeq names its product microtubule-associated protein 1A-like. Gene Ontology annotation, biological process: dendrite development; regulation of microtubule depolymerization; microtubule cytoskeleton organization. Lineage: Eukaryota; Metazoa; Chordata; Actinopteri; Salmoniformes; Salmonidae. Gene Ontology annotation, molecular function: actin binding; microtubule binding. The record is from RefSeq and is a predicted model, not a curated record. Gene Ontology annotation, cellular component: microtubule associated complex; synapse; microtubule.
GGAGCUCACUGGGCCACAGCCAGGAGCAGCAGCACCUCCAGAACCUUCUGGAAUACCGCCUAAACCCUGAGCCCACGCUUCCCGACAUGGAGGGAGUCACGGAGUUCACAGAGUACGUCUCGGAGACGGUGGACGUCCCGUCGCCCUUUGACAACCUGGAAGCGCCCACCUCGGGUGGUUUCCUGAAGCUAUCCAAGCCCUGCUGCUACAUCUUCCCUGGAGGGAGGGGUGACUCUGCCCUGUUCGCCGUGAACGGAUUCAACAUCCUGGUGGAUGGAGGGUCCGAACGCAGGUCCUGUUUCUGGAAGCUGGUCAGGCACUUGGACAGGAUAGACUCAGUCCUGCUGACCCACAUUGGGGCGGACAACCUCCCAGGCAUCAACGGGCUGCUCCAGAGGAAGAUCGCUGAGCAGGAGGAGGAGCAGUCCCAGGGAUCUGGCGGCUCCAACACAUACGGUGACUGGAUGAAGAACCUGAUCUCGCCUGAGCUCGGUGUGGUGUUCUUCAACGUCCCCGAGAAGCUACGAAUGCCUGAGUCCACGCUAAAGGUCAAACGGAGCAUCGAGGAGGCAUCCCUCACACUGCAGUAUCUCAACAAGCUUGGCAUCAAGUCAGAACCUCUUUACAGGGUCGUUAGCAACACCAUUGAGCCCAUCACGCUUUUCCACAAGCUGGGCGUUGGCAAGCUAGACAUGUACAUUCUGAACCCUGUGAAGGAAAGCAAGGAGAUGCAGUUCCUUAUGCAGAAGUGGGCUGGGAACAGUAAGGCCAAGACUGGGAUUGUGAUGUCCAAUGGCAAAGAAGGAGAAAUAUCCGUCCCUUACUUGACCUCAGUAACAGCUCUUAUCGUAUGGAUCCCGCAUAGUCCAACAGAGAAGAUAGUCAGGGUGCUGUUCCCUGGAAAUGCACCGCAGAACAAAAUCUUGGAGGGGCUUGAAAAGCUGAAGCACCUGGACUUCCUGCGCUACCCAGUAGCCACUCAGAAAGACAUAUCCUCUGGGGCCCCGCCUCCAAUCAUAAAACAAACAAAGAUGAGAUCAAGAACAGAAAGCAAGGAGAGCCUGAAAUCUUCCACCAAAACACAGUUGGCCUCAAAAGCCAGCAAGAAGGAAGCUAAAGGGCAGGAAGAGGAGUCCAAGAAUGACUCGGCUAAAGAGAACAAAAUUGAAAAGAAAGAGAAGAAGGAGAAGAAGGUGAAGAGUGAGAGCGCCAAAGCUACCAAAGCCACCAAACAACAACAAAACAGUGAGGCAGCACCCGAAGCAGCCAAACUGGAGAGAAAGAAGCUGUCCAAGGAGAAAACACUGAGGAAACACUCCAAGGAACGACCAUCUAAGAUGGAGGAGAAAAAGGACAAAGAGAAGAAAGAGAUCAGUAAAGUAAAGAAAGAGGACAACAAACGCGAAGUGAAGAAAGAUGAUACUGCUAAAAAAGAGGAGAAAAAAGAAACAAAAGCAGUGAAGGAGGAGAAGAAGAAGGAUCUGAGUAAGGCAGAGCUGAGGAAGAUCACCAAACCAGACCUGAAACCCUUUACCCCAGAAGUCAGGAAAACCCUCCAUAAGGCAAACAAGACACAGGCCAAACCCAAGACGGACAAGACUGACAAAAACUUAACAGCCAAACCGGUCAAAGAGAAAACAGCUGAGAAAAAGUCUGUCCCAAAGAAAGCACCAAAAUCCGCUGCUGCUUUGGCAGACGGGUCCGUUGUAUCCUCUCCAGAAGACCUCACCAAGGACUUCGAAGCUUUAAAACGAGAUGAGCUCUCGAAGCUAGGGAGUGAACCCAUUCAGAAUGAUGUCAUGUCUGGAUGUCCAGCUUUCACAGACUCCAAACUCCCUGAUGAGGGAAUAACAACUAAAUCCCCAGCCAAUCUUGGAGAGAAGUUUGAGGAUGAGGGUGCUGACAUGGAUGAUGGUGAUGAUGAUGGGGAGGAGUACAAUAAAGAGAGUGAUGUACUAAAGAAAGGUGCAGAUGUCGGGAAAUGGCAGGACAUUAAAAGAAAUGCUGGCAUGGAUAGGAAAUAUGAGGAUGAAAUGGAGAAAUACGACGACGACUACUCUACUAAGGGAGACAUGAAUUCGAAGAAGAGUGUCAGCUCAGAAGAGGAGGGUGACGUUAUCGAAAAAGCAGAUCUGGAGGGAAUUGAGGAUUAUGAGGAUAAAUACAACUCAGAAAAAGAUCAAAAAGAAUGGGACACCAAGUCAACCGACUUUAAAUCGUUUUCAACCGCAGUCGCCUCUGGACAAACCACUACCGCUGCCUCUGAGCAAGUGUCCUUCAUCCAAGAUGAGACUAUUCCCGCUUUCGAAACGGAGCAGACCAUCUCCGAUGAGGAGAUCCAUGAAGAACCCGAGGACAGGAUCCCACACCUCCGCUACGACGUUGCUUCCUGCGACAUCACCGUUCCCGACGUUCCAGGAUCCUUUGACUCUGUGUAUGGUGUUAGGGAGAUGAGAGCCUCGGCUACGUCUGACGCCUCAGACUUCAAAGCCAAAGGCUUUGUGGGAAGACAUGACCCAGUGUUGGCAGCCUAUCCAAGCAUCAUCACAGCUCCGCUCGCCGAGGAAGAGCACAUCUCCUCAGCCACGUCCAUCACAGAGUACGACAAACUGUCCUCGUUCGCCACUUCCAUGGCGGACGACCAGUCCAUCGCAUCUGUGACCGCCCCGCAGACAGAGACAGAGACAGGGAGGAGCUCUCUUCACCUGGACACGGUCAAUAGCAUCCCCUACCGCACCGAGGCCACCCACGGGAAGGACUACCUCCACUCGGCUGGAACCAUCUCUCCCACCUCCUCCCUGGAGGAGGACAAGAACUUCAGUUCUCCUCCUUCAAAGGAGUACCAGCCUUUUGCUACCGAGAUGGAGGCUGGGAGGAAGACCAAACCCGUCCAUGAGGAGUAUGACGAAGAGGAGGAUGACGACGAGGACCAGACUCCCAACGUUGAUAUCCCCUUGGGGAAACUCCAAGAGGGUUACGAGCAGGCGACGGCAGCCAUGUUGCUCCAGGACAAGGAUAAAUCCCCCUCCACUGCCUUUGCACCUCCCUCUCCUCCCUCUUUCUCCAGCGGGUUUAAGCCUAGUUCCAUGUUUGAAGGUGAAGAGAGAUGUCUUAGCCCAGGUGACAGCACCGUGAAGCUGGCCUCACCCACCCAGUCGGUCCCCAUCAGCAGUGGCUACUCCCCCACAGAGGAGAAGAAAAACAACAAAAUGGACAGCACUGAAACUGAGCUCCAGAAAAUGGGGCUUUCUGGUGACAAGACCCCCUUUGAAGAAUCAGAUGAGGAUGAUGAUGAUGACUAUUAUGAGAAAAGGGAUCUCAAACCCUGUGUUAAAGCGAAGUAUUUGGAACAGAAGGAGGGUAGGUUCUUGGACGAUGAAUCACCUCAAGAAGAGAAGCUGUCUGAGAGGGACAAAGGACUAGCAGAGGAUGGCAUCAAGUCCAAGUAUCUGCAGAAUAAACCGGGGUUGACAGAUGAGAUACAGUUCUCUGGUUACAUGGAGCAAACAACCAAACCCCAGAUCAUGCACUCGGACGAACAAGACGAGGUGGAGGAAGAUGAUGAAGAUGAUGUUGUUCAACCAAGUGGAACAGGGUCUAGCGCUUUAUCAGUAGAGCAAAGUAAAUUGGACUCUGAAGAUGACAAAAAGGAGGCAGCAUUAUCCAGAAAAAGAACCAUUGAUAUCUAUGACAACAAAACCAGUUAUCAGAAGGACCAGUCAGAAAAAAUGGGGAAGGACAGUAUGAAGGAGACGGACACACAGAAAAAGGACUCCGCUUUCCCCUCAGACAAGGAGGGUAGUGCUGCAGCCAAACCCUCUUCAAUGAGCUACCAUGACAAAGAGGUGGAACUGGAGAUAGACAUGAGGAAGCUAACAGCCAGGGAUGAGGAAGACUAUGAUGAUUAUGAUGAUGAAGAAGAGGAUGAGGACGAUGAAGAGGAGGAUGCUAUUGACUCAGACAUGGAGAAAGGUGCCAAAGAGAAAUCGGAAAAGGAAGUCAAAAGUCCAUUCAUCGAUGGUGUGAGCUCAAAACAGCCCCAGUUUAUGGUUUCCAUGGCUGGCUAUGGUUACAACAGUCAGGCAAAACCGACUUCACCAGACUGUGUGAGCUCAAAAGAGACAGAUUUCACAGACUCCAAACUCCCUGAUGAGGGGAUGACAACUAAAUCCCCAGCCAAACUUGGAGAGACGUUUGAGGACGAGGGUGCCGACAUGGAUGAUGAUGAUGACGAUGAUGAUGAUGAUGACGAUGAUGAGGAGGAGUACAACAAAGAGAGGGAUGUACUAAAGAAAUGUGCAGAUGGUUACAAUAGUCAGGCAAAGCCGACUUCACCAGACCACUUGAGCUCUAAAGAGCCAGAGUUUAUGGUUUCCAUGGCCGGCUAUGGUUACAACAGCCAGGCAAAGCUGACUUCACCAGACGGCAUGAGCUCUAAAGAGCCAGAGUUUAUGGUUUCCAUGGCCGGCUAUGGUUACAACAGCCAGGCAAAGCUGACUUCACCAGACGGCAUGAGCUCAAAAGAGACAGAUUUCACAGACUCCAAACUCCCUGAUGAGGGGAUAACAACUAAAUCCCCAGCCAAACUUGGAGAGACGUUUGAGGACGAGGGUGCCGACAUGGAUGAUGAUGACGAUGAUGACGAUGAUGAGGAGUACAACAAAGAGCGGGACACACACAGCCAGGCAAAGCCGAUUUCACCAGACGGCAUGAGCUCGAAUGAGCCAGAGUUUAUGGUUUCCAUGGCGGGCUACGGUUACAAAAGCCAGGCGAAGCCGACUACGCCACCUUCUUCCACCACCUGCAAAGGUGACAUGGGCGCCACAGCGUUCUCUGGGUACUCCUCUGGGUUUGAUUAUUCUUACGGUGGGGAGAAAGACACAUUUCAGUCCAGCCAGAUGAAGGACAAAGAGGGAAAAGAUGACUAUUUCCACAGUGAGAGAGCUGACGGUGGUAAGAAAACAGGAGACACAGUAGGAGUCUCAUCAGGCUUCCACUACACCACCACCUCUGCCACGGCAUAUUCGUCCUCCUCUUCCUACAGCUACUCCUCCUCUACGUCCGGUCCGUCACUCUCCACCAGCCGGCAGUUUGGCGAGGAGCUGGAGACCCCAGCCAACGCCUCCGACCACAUCUUCAAACACGAUACAGACAAUGAACACGCCUCCUUUAAAGAUGAACACGGCUCCUUUAAAGAUGAACACGCCUCCUUUAAAGAUGAACACGGCUCCUUUAAAGAUGAACAUGCCUCCUUUAAAGAUGAACAUGCCUCCUUUAAAGAUGAACACGCCUCCUUUAAAGAUGAACACAGCUCCUUUAAAGAUGAACACGCCUCCUUUAAAGAUGAACACUCCUCCUUUAAAGACGAACACUCCCUGGCCGUGGACUCCUCCCCCUUUUCCAGUUCCUGCGGGAUGGUUAAGAACGAGUACCUGGAGGUUUCGGAGAAGCAGAUGACGAUGGCCACCACCACCACCGCAGAAUCCACCUCCAGUUUGGCCCGCUUCUCUCCUCACAGCCCCUUUGAGGAGAUCAAACCUUUCCACUCACACUCCUCUGCUUCCUCCUCGGAAGACAAAAAGGAGCAUGUUGCCUCGCUGGAAGGAAGUGUUGUGAACAAAAGCCCCCAGUCGGACUGCUUCUAUAAACCGGAAUGGGCGGAUGAGUCCAAGCUGCAGGCUGCAGGGGGUUAUGGGCCUUUCACCCAGUCACCCAAGGAGAAAGAUGCCAUCGCCAUGGGUUUGUUUGGUGUCACCUCGUCCCCACGGCCCGACUCAACAGGCAAGCAUUACUUUGAAAACUCUGACAGUACUGAGGAAGAGGAUGACGAGGAAGGUUACAUGCGUGAGAUGGGCCUGUCCUUCUCCGAAAAACACGGCAGCAGCACCACCACCUCAGGUGAGAUAGAUGGCGCUGGUCUCCCUGAUGUGCUCACCUCGUACAUACCCUCCUCUCUGCUGCCCACCAAGCCAGACACAGUCAAUGGUCCCAUGGAGGUCAGCAGCAUGAGCUCCCCCAUCAGUGCAGGGCCGGCAGCCAGCUGCGUGAGCCCAGGUCUGGGUACAGCUGAGGAGAAAAAGGUGAAGGGCUCCUAUGAGUGGAACAUGCAGAAGCCCCAGAUGGACAUGGUUCCUGGCGACUCCCCGCCUCAUUACCGCCACGAGGACGAGUUUGAGGAGGAAUGCGAAAUGGAACCAGAGUGCCCCGCCCGCCCGCUCUCCCUCUCCUCCACUGAUCACACCUUCGGCUCCCCCUUCUACACGGAGGCGUCGUGCCGAGGAGAAGCAGGAGGAAGAGAUGAUGAUGAUGACAGCGACCUGGACCUUCCUCCUGAAAUGGGCGCCUCCUCCUCCAAAGCCUCCCCUGGCUACUCCUCCUCGGAACACAGACCCCGCAAGGGAGACCUCUCGCCCUCCUUCAUCAAUCCCAGUAUGCAACAGCAGUCCAGCGAUGAGGAGGACGAGGAGCGGGGACGCAGGAGCGACCAAUCACAGGAAGGGGACGAACAUGACCUGGUUAGCCAGAGAAGACACCCCCCAACCUCCGUCAGCGACUCUAUACCGUCGCAGUCAGAUUCAGACGUUCCCCCAGGGACAAAGGAGUGCCCCUUCAUCACGGGCAACAGCAACAUGGACUCGGACGAGGACACCGAGUACCUGCCUGUGGAUAAGUUCUCCACCAUGGGAGGGGGCCACCAUCACUCCUCUUCCUCCUCCUCCUCCAGGAUUAGCCCCCGGGACCCCCUCCCGCCCCCUCAUGGACCCCUUCCCCAACCCCCUCACCCCGACGUCUGCAUGGUGGACCCCGACGCUCUGGCCAAUGACCAGAACCGGGCAACCUCAGAGUCGCCCUCAAGAAGGACCCCAAGACGAAAGGCCGCCUCGCUGAAGAAGAAGGAGACAGAGAAGAGCUUGAGGAUGUCCCAUCUGUCAGACGGACAGGGCUCCAGAGACGAUGACCUCUCCAGGUCCAGCUACAACGCCGGCAGGGUGGCCAACGGAGUUAAGAGCACCUCUGGCUCUCAGAGGUCCAGUUCCGUGGUUCCCCAAGGCCCUCCUAUCUAUGUAGACUUGGCCUACAUCCCCAACCACUGCAGUUCUAAGAACGUGGACCAGGAGUUCUUCAAACGCGUCCGCUCUGCAUACUACGUGGUGAGCGGGAACGAUGUGGGCAAUGACGAGCCCAGCCGAGUGGUCCUGGAUGCUCUACUGGAGGGCAAAGCCCAGUGGGGAUCCAACCUACAGGUGACGUUGAUUCCCACCCAUGACACAGAUGUGACUCGGGAGUGGUACCAGCAAACCCAUGAACGGCAGCAGGAGCUAAACAUCAUGGUCCUGGCCUCCAGCAGCACCGUGGUCAUGCAGGAUGAGUCUUUCCCCGCCUGCAAGAUCGAAUUUUAAGCCACACCCCCCUCUCUUCCCCUCUGUAAUGGGACAACACACAGCUCCCCUGGUUCAGUCUGUCUGUUUAAAUAUUUUGGAUCUGCCUUUUCUAGGGAUUUAUUUCUUACAGUAAAUCAUAACAGUACAUCUCAAAUGACACCCUAUUGGUCUUAUAGCUACCAUCUCUGGUCUAAAGUAGUGCACUGGACUGUAUGUGGAGUAGGGUGUCAUUUUAGACACAGAGAUAUUCAACAACCACACGUUUGAUUAUGGUUAGUGUCAUUGUUUGUAUUAUAAAGGUGCUCUUCAGACUAUAACACUCCUCUACUAUAAUUAUAAGGUUUAUUCAAGGAAACAAGUAUGGUUGUGCAUACGGUAGAAAUCCAGGCAAAAUGUCCAGGCAAUGGUUACUGUUUCCUUCAAGGUAAGACAGAUUUUCUUCUAAUAGGCAUAACUCAUGCACAAGUAUGCCCUAUUAUAAUGUUAGAGUCAUCAUCAACAACAACAGACUUAAUCUUUGUUUAAAGAAGUUACAACACCAAAACGCAUUUUGUACUUUAGUGUUUAUGUGUUUUGUAGAACUGAAUACACCAUGCUAAUGCCAAUGGUACUUUUCUCAUCCACGUGCCACUCAUUGAACUUUGUGCCUAAUAUUGACACAUUGACAUAGAUGAUAUUCUAAGUAGAUUGUCUCUAAGAGUCUUUUAGAUGUCGAAUAAUUAUGUUUGUAGUA